AUGGGCAACUUUUCCGAGUCCCCGGAGCGCGGCCGAGAACGGUUACACGACAAUGGCAUCGCACACGCUGCUAUCGAGUUCGCCCAGCAAGCCGAGAAAUUGUCACUGCAAAAAAGCGAGAGUAACGACAACAAUUCCGAGGUUGCGGUCGAAGCUCGCUUCGUAACACCUCAAGAUCCCGUCAUAGUCACAUCGGACGGCAAGAGACUACCGGGUGUACCACUUCAAGAGGCACACAAGUUGAAUAUUCUCAAGGAAGAACUUCAAGACGGUUCAGCUGUGGCCAAGAUCAAGGAGGGAAAUGACACGGACGGAAAGGUCACAAACGCCGGUGUGCUAUCAGAGAAACGAGAGAGGAUUGUCUCUCUACCGACCGAUGCAAAUGGGAAAUCCAUGCAGAAAUCAGCAUUCUUCCUCAGUUUGGCCUUUCUCGGGGUCAUUGUACUUGGUGCGCUCUUCACCAGCAUCCCACCGCUGUGCAAGAGGAUCUUAUAUCGCCUGACACAGCAAAAUCCCGAUAAGAAGCGGCCCUUCCACGAAGAGGAGGCACGCAGAGCCAAGAGUCGCAAGGAGGAGAACAAAAAAUGGAAGCGCAACAAGACCAGCGACAGGCUGGGUAAAGUGAACGAAGCUGCUGAUGAGUUCGUUCCGACUGAAGGGGGACCAGACCCGAUCGUCUGCGACGUGGGCUAUUACGCUCGCCGUGUUGGCCUGGAUGUUGAGGAAAUCGAGGUGCAGACCGAGGACGGCUUCCUCAUUGACCUCUGGCACGUAUACGACCCCAAGGAAUACACAAGAAUGAGCGAAGACGAUAGGUCCGACAGAGGACCCGACAUCUUCCAGUCUUCCAAGAAAAAGCUCAAGGAUCCUAGUCAGAAGCGCAAGUUCCCUGUUCUGCUCAUCCACGGUCUCCUACAAAGUUCCGGCGCAUAUUGCACAAACGACGAAAGUUCGCUCGCGUUCUACCUGUGCAAGUCUGACUACGACGUCUGGCUGGGCAAUAACCGAUGCGGCUUCAAGCCAAAGCACACCUCGCUCAAGUACACCGACCCAAGGAUGUGGUGCUGGAACAUCCGACAGAUGGGCGUCUUUGAUCUGCCGGCGCUCACAUCGCGCGUGCUCUACGAGACCGGCUUCGAAAAGAUCGGGUUGAUCUGCCACUCACAGGGCACUACCCAGACGCUGGUCGCACUCGCCAAGGAGCAACGGCCAGACCUAGGCGAAAAGUUGACCGUCUUCUGCGCGCUCGCGCCGGCCGCCUACGCCGGUCCCUUGAUUGGCAAGAUGUACUUCAAAUUCAUGAGGAUCAUCACUCCGGGCAUGUUCAGGUUGAUGUUUGGCAUCCACGCCUUCAUCCCCUUCAUGAUGCAGAUGCACCAGCUGCUUCACCCAAAGGUCUACGGCUGGCUCGGGUACAAAGUCUUUUCUUUCCUCUUUGACUGGACGGACACGAGGUGGGAUCGCGGUCUCAAGGAUCGCAUGUUCCAAUUCGCACCCGUCUACGUCAGCGCGGAGUCGAUGCGCUGGUGGCUGGGCAGAGAAUGCUUCGCGCGACACAAGUGCAUCCUCUCAACAAAAGAAGACGUCCGCGCCGAGGAGAAGGAGGAUAAUAUCAACGGCCAGGAUGCCAACAACACCAACGGCAAUAGCCACACGCUCCGAGCCGACGAUGCGGACGGCGUCAUGUCGCAACGGACCGUAGACGACCACGUCCGCAGACCGAAGGGAUCCACAGCUUGGUACAACGAGCAAGUGCCCCCGUUUGCGCUCUGGGUCGCGGGCAAUGACGACCUCGUGGACGGAAAGAAGCUCCUCCGCCGCUUCGAACGCGGGCGCGAGCCGCACGUCAACGUCGUGCACAGCAAGGUCAUACCAGAGUACGAGCACCUCGACGUCAUUUGGGCCAUGGACGCGCCGGAACAGGUGUUUAAGGAGGUGCGCGAGGUGCUGUGGAAGACGUGCGACGUCAGGGACGCGUGCCGGGUGCCGGUGGCGUGCGAGGAGGUUGAGCAGUGGAUACGGCCACCGUCGAGGAAGCUCGCUAACGGAGCCGUGGAGGAGAGCCAAUCUAGCAGUGACGAGACCGAAUAG
This is a messenger RNA of Colletotrichum lupini, 2091 nucleotides long. Its product is annotated as sterol esterase. NCBI's taxonomy places the organism in Eukaryota, Fungi, Ascomycota, Sordariomycetes, Glomerellales, Glomerellaceae. The record is from RefSeq and is a predicted model, not a curated record. Gene Ontology annotation, biological process: lipid metabolic process. The transcript is spliced from 2 exons. The coding region runs from base 1 to 2091 and encodes 696 amino acids.